GCCACUCGAUUAACUGCAGCUGUUGGCACUUCCGCAUUGGCUUCAUUUCUUCAGCACCGGAGGUUCAGAGCAGAUUCAGAGACGUGUCUGAGUCUUCAUUUAUUAAGCCUUGGUCAAGACCAGGAAGAAGGAUUUAGAAGCACCAGUAAAGGUGAGCCAAGAUGGGAGCUUUUGCUAGCCUGUUUAAAGGCUUGUUUGGCAAGAAAGAAAUGAGGAUCCUGAUGGUAGGACUGGAUGCUGCUGGAAAGACCACUAUCCUGUACAAGCUCAAACUGGGAGAAAUUGUUACCACAAUCCCUACCAUCGGUUUUAAUGUUGAGACGGUAGAAUACAAGAACAUCAGUUUUACAGUGUGGGAUGUUGGCGGUCAGGACAAGAUCAGGCCACUCUGGAAGCAUUACUUCCAAAACACACAAGGCCUUAUCUUUGUAGUGGAUAGUAAUGACAGGGAGCGAGCUGGUGAGGGGAAGGAGGAGCUGAUGCGAAUGCUGGCUGAAGAUGAGCUGGCGGAUGCUGUGCUGCUUGUGUUUGCCAACAAACAGGACCUGCCCAAUGCAAUGAAUGCAGCUGAGAUCACAGACAAGCUGGGCCUACACUCCCUGCGCCAUCGCAACUGGUAUAUCCAGGCCACAUGCGCCACUGCUGGGGAUGGUCUUUACGAGGGUCUCGACUGGCUUUCUAACCAGCUAAAGAAAGCAAAAUGAUCCAUCACUCCACCUCCUGUCUGUCCUCUCUGUCUGCAGUGUACUGGUUCCUGGUCUCAUUCUCUCCUUUUCUCUUUUUCCUCUGAAGUGUUGGACCUUUGGCCAAUGCUAUCCCUGCAUCUGUGUACUGUAGGUGUGUGUUUUUUGGAUAUGUGAGUGGGAGCAGCCAUGUUGGGCCUUGAACACCGUUAACUCUCAAGCAUCUCAUUCCUCCAGUGUCGGCCAUCCAAAGCCAAUGGUCUCCACAAAGCAAAGGACACAGGAUGUUGAGUCCUGCGUAAUUUUGUUUUUUAAAUCUGCUAGUGACAUUAAGGCCUUUUUGAACUGUUUAUUCACCUUGCAAAGAAGACACACAGUAUACCACAGUGUCAUGUUUGAUACGGUAAAAUAUCCCACAUCCCAGAUCAGUUCACAUUGUUUUGAAAAUUUUGAGUUUUGGUGGAUUUAAGUUGAUUUUGACUGCUACAGUGAACACUGGAUACUUAUUUAUUUUCUCUCUUUCCUAAAUGUUUGAAUCCCCCAAGUCUGUAUGCUGUUACGGUCAGAAUGUAUUCGGCUUCUCUGUUUCUGAAGAGAAGUUGUUGAAUCAUUUCUUCAGUUUUUAAAUUGAAUUCAGUGCCACCUCUAAAUGUUAUCCCUCUUAUGGCAAUAACCUGAUAUAUAUUUACAUGUGGUCUUGUUUUUUACACACACAGCAUUAAAAGAUCCAUCAGGACUGGGUCUAGUAAAGGCAAUAAAUGUUGCAGUGUAUGUUUACAUAUAUGGAGGUGUGUUGUGUGUAGCUACUACAUUGUUGGUGGAUGUGUGUAUCCUUCCGGUGCUGUUUGGGUUUCAGCCUCGUCCAGUUACUGGAACGGUGAGGCCUUUUGUUUUUUGGAUUUUCUCCCACUCUCUUUUAUUAACUGGUAGUCUUAUUUUCUAUUGUAUAUAUUUCUUUGUGACCGUUUUCUUUUUUUAAUGUUUCUGUUGAUGCACAGACAACCUGGUUUACUUUGGCAUGAGCUGACGUGCCAGGUGUGCAAAUGCUCUAAGGACCAAUUGUUUUGAUUCAUAAAGUGCCCAUUGGGUUUGGUUCAGUUUUUGCUUCACCUGCAGGGCAUGAGUUUUCCCACCUGUGGUUUUCUAGAGCACACACAAUUGUCUUUGAUUAAAGGUACAGUUGAAUUGGAAUUGUUUUCUCUGGUCCCCUUAUGUAUCAGCACUGUAAAUGCUUCCAUGAUGCUUCAGGCUUUAUUCCCCUGGAGUUAUUUACAUGAUGUCCCUGUAAUGCCAUUUGCACAACCUCAGCAACUUGCACAACACAGGCCUAUGUGAAGACAGUGGCUUAUCCAUCAGCCUUUGCAAUGAACCCAUAGACAAUAACCCUUCCCAUCGCUCUCCAACAGCACACAUGCAAAUGUACAAGUAUGAAAGUAAAACUGAUGCCAAAGGCUACUGUGAUUAAUUAGAAACCAAUCUUGAACUGUGCACACCAAGGUCAUAAUAUCACACUGACCUCCAAAGGAAAAUUAAUUUUCCCUUCUGUUUUUCUAGGACUAGGCUUUUAGUUAAGUUUUCUUGGGAUGUUAGAAUAGCCAAUCGACUAUUCUUUUGGGGUUUUGUUUGUCCUUACGUUGGGGUAUUUCUUAAACAUCAGUAGAGUUCAUAGGAUAAGUGAUUAGGGCUGGGUAUCAUUAAAAAAAAUUAAAUACCAAUACCGUUACUUUGAUACCGGUUAUUUUUUUCGAUACCAAUUUUAUAAAACAAAAGGAAUUUACAACAUUACACAUUAUGGCACACAUCUUUUUAUUUUUCAGCUACGAUAUUUGCUCCUUAGGUAUUGAAAUUGGGUAUUGAGUGACAAGGCAUUUUUUGAUACUCGAUACUAUAGAGGCAAUUCAGUCGGUGCCUAAAAAGUAUUGAAUUCAGUACCCAGCCAAGUGAUGUGAUCUGGUAUACAACAAGAAAUACAAAUGUAUAAUGUAUAAUAUUUUGUCAGAAAAUGUAUUUCAAUGGUAUGUGUAUCAUCCACAUACCAUUGUUCAGAUGUGAAUAUUCACUUUUCAAGGAAGUUUCACAAAUGACAAGGUAUGUGCAUAUGUUUGUCUGGAUAACCUUAUGUUUUUUUAAAGCUUGUAACAUUUGAUAUAAUAAUAAUAAAGAGAUCUCUAUUGUA
Perca fluviatilis (European perch) is the source of this 2859-nucleotide messenger RNA. It is a transcript of the gene arf2a, whose product is annotated as ADP-ribosylation factor 2a. Gene Ontology annotation, biological process: intracellular protein transport; vesicle-mediated transport. NCBI's taxonomy places the organism in Eukaryota, Metazoa, Chordata, Actinopteri, Perciformes, Percidae. Gene Ontology annotation, molecular function: GTPase activity; GTP binding. Gene Ontology annotation, cellular component: plasma membrane; cytoplasm. The transcript has 5 exons. Bases 162 to 704 code for a protein of 180 amino acids. The record is from RefSeq and is a predicted model, not a curated record.